CUUUUUUUUGCUUGAGAUUGUGUGCAUAACGACGCGUAUUAGUGUACCAGGCACCACGAUGGCCUGAGAUUGAGAUAUCGGGCCUCUAUAUAAAUCAACAGCAUAUGUCUAGCCAGAAUCCUGCAAAAAUCCAGCCAAUACUCGCAAAUAUCCACGACCAUAAUAAAACACAUAAACACUCCUACACGUACUGUCUUAGCGUGCUGCAAACUACAUCAUGUCUUUUCUCACAUCCACCGAAAAGUACCACCACGAGUCCAUCAUCCCCGCAGGCCUGACCAUAGAGCAAAUCGACACCUUCCAGAAGAACCAUGAUGUCCUCCUGACGUUCGACCCGGAUUACCGCUCGCACGAAGAGGUCAAGUCCAAAGCCACGGACAAGAGCAAAACCUACAAAGUCACCGACACCAACACGGCUCCCGUAGGUGGCGAAACGAUUGAGCUCGAAAUCACCAUUACCGAGACUGCAGAUAGCCAGGAAUGGUCCAUCCAGGCGCCGUUCGGACUGACCCAGACCAGUGUGUGGACGAUCAAGGAAGGCGGUGACACGAAGCCCGGCGAGGGCACCGGACGCUUGUGGUUGGUCGAGGACACUACGGUGAAAGGAAACCGAUUGGUGGUAGGAAAGAUCCAGACUAAGCAUGUCGAGAGCUGGCAGGGAAUCCAUGAAAGGUGGAUCGCGGCUUUGCAGAAGAGCGCCACGGCUUGAGCGCAAGUUGCAAUCAUCUGUUUUCGCAAUUUGUCUCGGUAUUUCCGGAGAUGCUCCCAGAAAUUGUGAUGCUUGUGCGAUCAGACUCAUAGAACACAAUCCAAU
This is a messenger RNA of Pseudovirgaria hyperparasitica, 814 nucleotides long. RefSeq lists its product as uncharacterized. The record is from RefSeq and is a predicted model, not a curated record. The coding region runs from base 218 to 709 and encodes 163 amino acids. The transcript has 2 exons. Lineage: Eukaryota; Fungi; Ascomycota; Dothideomycetes; Acrospermales; Acrospermaceae.